GUCAAUCUGGGAUUUCCAAAUUACCAUCUCAUCGAAGUGGGAAGCCCAGUUGGCAUGGACCCGCACUCUUCCCACCUCGCUGCACCGGCCCGUUCUCGGAGCUCACAGUCUCCGUCGCCGUCGCACUCCGCGUCGGCCUCGGCGACGUCAUCUAUCCACAAGCGAAAGCUGGUGUCGGAGGAGCACGCGCCUCCCUUUCCCUCCUCCUUCUCCGAUACCCGUGACGGUGCGCUGACAUCGAACGAUGACUUGGAGAGCAUCAGCGCACGGGGUGCUGACUCAGACUCCGAAGACGAGUCCGAGGAGGUCGCAGACGACGACGAGGAGUACGACGAUUCUUCAAUGCGCACUUUCACGGCCUCAAGACUGGAGAGCAGCGCGGCGCCACUAGCUAGGAAUACGAAACUCAAGACAGAUGCUAAUUCUGUAAAAAUUGAGCCAGUUCAAUUGGCCAGAGACACUGGAAGUGGUGGUUCUGGCAAUUCCGUGGCCCCACAAGCAGGUGGCUCUGUUUCAGGAGUUGUGGUGAAGGAUGAAACAAUGAAGAAUAUUUUUAGUGAAAACUUACAGACAAGUGGGGCCUAUAUUGCAAGGGAAGAGAGCUUGAAGAGAGAGGAGGAAGCAGGAAGACUCAAGUUUGUAUGUGUUUCAAAUGAUGGUGUUGAUGACCACAUGAUUUGGUUGAUAGGAUUGAAGAACAUAUUUGCUAGACAGUUACCAAAUAUGCCUAGAGACUAUAUUGUGCGUCUUGUAAUGGACAGAAACCAUAAAUCUGUCAUGGUCAUUAGACGUAAUCAAGCUGCUGGUGGCAUAACAUUCCAAGUUGUCGGUGGCAUAACAUACCGACCUUAUUUAAGCCAGAAGUUUGGGGAGAUUGCUUUCUGUGCUAUUACUGCAGAUGAACAAGUUAAGGGCUACGGCACCAGACUUAUGAACCACUUGAAACAGUUUGCACGUGAUGAGGAUGGACUGACUCAUUUUCUCACAUAUGCCGAUAAUAAUGCUGUUGGUUACUUUGUCAAACAGGUGCUGCAAAUUUCCAAUGUCUUUGUUCUUAUUUGGUACUUCUAUUAUUUUGAAAUCUCUAACUCAAUCUCAUCAUAAGUUCCACGGGUGAAAUAUGGAUAAACAUAGUAAAGAAGUAAUUGCCAUUAAAAUAUGAGGAAUUGAUAAGUUGGACAAAGGAGUCCUAGGUGUGCUUGUGCUUCUCCCACCGAGUCUUGCGCAGGUAUGUGCGCCCUAAGGUGAAGGUGACAUUAUUUGGUUGAGAUCAAUGACAGAAAGCUGAACUAUCUCAUUGUAACACAACUGGAUCUGUAUUUUGCUGUUGGUCUGGGCAGUUAGUAUGGAGCAUCUCCAUGCAAUUAGGUGCUAUUAUUCAAACCAAAGACUACUUUAUGGAACAGUGGUCAUGCUUAGGUUGUUCAGAUGUUGAUUGGGUAGAUUGUUUAUAUGGCAAACACUCCAUCUCUAGGUAUUGUAUGUUUAUUGGUGGCACUCUAAAUGUUUUGAAGAGUUGGAACCAAGGUUUGGCUGUGUGAUCUAACCAAGUCUAGAUCCAGUACAGUUUCAAAUUCGGAAAUGUACCAGUUCAUUUUUUCUGUAUCAGUGUGUACUGUUGCUCAGAAUAGUGCUACCUACCUAGUAUUCCAGUAGAAUAAGUAGUGGGCUCAAUA
Cuscuta campestris is the source of this 1676-nucleotide messenger RNA. NCBI's taxonomy places the organism in Eukaryota, Viridiplantae, Streptophyta, Magnoliopsida, Solanales, Convolvulaceae. The record is from the annotation of a GenBank genome assembly.